Messenger RNA from Funneliformis geosporum, 323 nucleotides. The record is from the annotation of a GenBank genome assembly. Lineage: Eukaryota; Fungi; Glomeromycota; Glomeromycetes; Glomerales; Glomeraceae.
ACUUUCCUACUUUUUAUAACAAUAUAUGUCUUGCUCCUUCAAGAAUUGAUCACAUAUUCUGUUCGACAGGUCUAACAACUGAUCUACAAGAGGCAACUACAAUCGACAUAGACUAUAACCUAUCUGACCAUGCAAUAGCUACAACUUCCUUUUUUAUCCCAGAAAUUGUAUCAUCAACAUCUAGGACCCCUGUUAAAAAGGUCUUCUUUCAAUAUGACAAUAUGUUAAAUGAUGAUUGGUCAGCUUUUGCUCACAAAACUGAUACUCUUCUUACCUCAUGUCAACUGGCUACCUUGGAAAAGCAUAAGUUAAAAUCUAAAUAA